AUGGCGUUGAAGGUGGUUUGCGCGGUACUACUAGCUGUGGCUGUCGCAGUACAGGCCCGUCCUCUUGGAAGUGAUGAAGUCGGUGCGGUGGUCGAUGCAAAAGACAGCCCCGGAUCUCUUACUGAAAGCGUUGGUUACGGUACUAAAUUUGGAAAAUCAGGGUUAGAUGAUCAUGGAUUCGGAAACUUAGGGGAUGACAAAGUUGUUCAGAAUUUUGGAAAACUGGGCCCUGGCUUUGGACGAGGUGGUCCUGGUUUCGCAAGCAAUGAUGCCGUUGACCCCAAGGAACACAUCAUAGGGGAACCCGACAUCUGA
This is a messenger RNA of Bombyx mandarina (wild silkworm), 315 nucleotides long. RefSeq lists its product as uncharacterized. Lineage: Eukaryota; Metazoa; Arthropoda; Insecta; Lepidoptera; Bombycidae. The record is from RefSeq and is a predicted model, not a curated record.